This is a messenger RNA of Balaenoptera ricei (Rice's whale), 1768 nucleotides long. It is a transcript of the gene LRR1, whose product is annotated as leucine rich repeat protein 1. The record is from RefSeq and is a predicted model, not a curated record. Bases 314 to 1591 code for a protein of 425 amino acids. Gene Ontology annotation, molecular function: protein binding. The transcript has 4 exons. Lineage: Eukaryota; Metazoa; Chordata; Mammalia; Artiodactyla; Balaenopteridae.
AGACGUGGCGCCCCCGCCGAUCGCCGGUUUCGGGAGACGCGCGCCGGGUCCUCAGGUGGUCGGUGUCCGCCCUCCGCGGGCCGCAGCCACAGUGCGGACUUGACCCUGCAAGGGAGAGGGGACGCCGUCCGUCCCCGCAGGACUCGUGGAGCCGCUGUACAAAGAAACCGGAGACAUCGGCACCACGAGCAGGCAGGCAGAUCCCCGGACAGCCGCGUACUCGAGGACCCCGGUGGCGGCGCGGCGCGGCGCGGCGGGAAGGGGGAAGUUUCAAAGCCGAGAGGUGGCUGCUGGUUGCCGGGGCUCCGGCGAGAUGAAGCUGCACUGCGAGGUGGAGGUGGUCAGUCGGCACUUGCCGGCCUUGGGGCUGAGGAACCGGGGCAAGGGCGUCCGGGCGGUGUUGAGCCUCUGUCAGCAGGCGCCCAGGACUCAGCCGCGGCCCCGAGCGGGGGGCGAGCGCGGCGGCCAGCACCCCGCCUGCCUGUUCAUUUCCACCCUGAAGGACAAGCUCGGGACCCGCUAUGAGCAGCUAAAGGAGAACAUUGAGCAAUUCUUCACCAAAUUUGUGGAUGAGGGGAAAGCCACUGUUCGGUUAAAGGAGCCUCCCGUGGAUAUCUGUCUAAGUAAGGCCAAUUCCAGCAGUCUAAAGGGUUUCCUUUCAGCUGUGAGACUGGCUCACAAAGGCUGUGAUAUUGAGGCACCACUUUUAACCCUCACACCAGUGAAGACUUCAGAAUUUGAAAAAUUUAAAACUAAAAUGGUUAUCACAUCCAAAAAGGACUAUCCUCUAAGCAAGAACUUCCCCUAUUCUCUGGAACAUCUUCAGACUUCUUACUGUGGGCUUGUCCGGGUUGAUAUGCGUAUGCUUUCCUUAAAAAACCUUAGAAAAUUAGACUUGAGUCACAACCAUAUAAAAAAGCUUCCAGCUACAAUUGGAGACCUCAUCCACCUUCAAGAACUUAACCUGAAUGAUAAUCACUUGGAGUCAUUUAGUGUAGCCUUGUGUCAGUCUACACUCCAGAAGUCACUUCGGAGUUUGGAUCUCAGCAAGAACAAAAUUAAGGCACUCCCUGUACAAUUUUGCCAGCUCCAAGAACUUACAGAUUUAAAACUUGAUGAUAAUGAAUUGAUUCAACUUCCUUUCAAGAUGGGACAUCUGACAAACCUGCGUUUUUUGUCAGCGGCUCGAAAUAAGCUUCCGUUUUUGCCUAGUGAAUUUAAAAAUUUAUCCCUUGAGUACUUGGAUCUUUUUGGAAAUAUUUUUGAACAACCAAAAGUCCUUCCAGUUAUAAAGCUGCAAAUGCCAUUAACUUUAUUGGAAUCUUCUGCGCGAACCGUACUAUAUAAUAGGAUUCCAUAUGGCUCUCAUAUCAUUCCUUUCCAUCUUUGCCAAGAUUUGGAUACUGCAAAAACCUGUGUUUGUGGAAGAUUCUGUCUAAGCUGUUUUAUUCAAGGAACUACUACCAUGAACCUACACUCUGUUGCUCACACUGUGGUCUUAGUAGAUAAUAUGGGUGGUACUGAAGCACCUGUUGUCUCUUACUUCUGUUCUCUAGCCUGUUACGUAAAUUCCUGUGAUAUGUUAAAGUAAUAAGUGAUACCACAAAAAUAUUCCAUUUAGUUACACGCCAAUUUGGGACUCACUUAUUGUUUAAAUGUCAAAUUGGAGAAAGGGAAGCUUUUCAUGGGUUUUGUAUCCUUGCUUGAGGGGAAGAAUGUGUGUUAGUGUAACAUUUUCAAUCAUUUGACUGUAAUAUCUUAAUUUCAU